AUGGUCGGGAGGCUUGUUAGAUUCACCAUCGAUCCCAAAGCAGAAUCGAAUAAACUUGCUCUGCCACAGGUCCUCAGCCACGUCAAUGGUGAGAUGGCCCGCAUAGACGACAGGUAUGUCGGCAAGCCCUACAGACACACCUGGGGCGUCAUCUGGGGCAGUGGCUUGUGGGACGGCAUAGUGCACGUGGGCACUCACACUGGCGUGUCCAAGGUGUGGCAAGGCGGUGACACCGUCAUGGUCCAUGAGCCUUGUUUCGUUCCCAGGAGCAAAGAGGCACCCGAGGGCGAUGGCCACCUAGUGUGUGUGGCGAGAGACAAGAGGCGUGAGAUCACCUGCCUGAUCAUCCUCAACGCACAGAACAUCACUACGGGUCCUGUUUGCCUGGUGGAGAUGCCACUGAGACUUCACGUGGCAGCGCAUGGUAACUGGGUCAAUGCUUGGGAUAGAAGCGUACGAAAGCCGCUGGUUGACUACAGCGGAGCGACACCCGAACUGCUUGCAAAAUUCUCCACUGGGGCUCCGAAGCCAUAUGACAAAGUUCGGGGCAAGCCGGUAGUAGCCAAAUAUCCAGGUCGCUGGCCAUUUCCGGUUCAUGAGGAGGCCAAGGGCUAUCCCAACGGCAUUGACACUGAUUAG
Fusarium musae is the source of this 639-nucleotide messenger RNA. RefSeq lists its product as uncharacterized. The transcript is spliced from 2 exons. Gene Ontology annotation, biological process: carotene catabolic process. Bases 1 to 639 code for a protein of 212 amino acids. Gene Ontology annotation, molecular function: carotenoid dioxygenase activity. NCBI's taxonomy places the organism in Eukaryota, Fungi, Ascomycota, Sordariomycetes, Hypocreales, Nectriaceae. The record is from RefSeq and is a predicted model, not a curated record.